ACUUUGCAGAGAACCGUCUGAAGCUGGCUGAGAUCCUCUACUACAAGAUCUUGGAGAACGUCCUGGUUCAGGAGAACAAACGGCUGCACGGCAAAGACAUGAGUGUGUUGUUGGAGCAGGAUAUCUUCCACUGCUCCCUGAUGGCCUGUUGUCUGGAGGUGGUGUUGUUCUCCUACAGCUCCCAGAGAACCUUCCCCUGGAUCAUCAACAUCUUCAAACUGACUCCAUUCUACUUCUUCAAGGUGAUCGAGGUGUUCAUCCGCUCAGAAGAAGGUCUCUCCAGAGACAUGGUGAAGCAUCUGAACCUCAUUGAGGAGCAGGUUCUGGAGAGCAGAGCGUGGAGCGCAGACUCUGCCCUGUGGAGUGCCUUGCAGGCUGCUGGGAACAGGGUCCCCAUGGUGGAGGAGGUGAACUUUCCCUCCAGUCUGGACACAGGUUCUGGUCCUGGUCCUGGUUCUGGUUCUGGUUUUCAGUCUCACCUGCCUCUGGUCGCCCUCUCCCCCAUCAUCCACCCCCGCAUCAGGGAGUUCAGGUCCGGUCUGGGCAGCGCUCGUAAAGAUGUUCCUCCGUCUCCGUUGUCGGUACACGACCGCUACAGCUCUCCGGCAGCUGGCAGCGCUAAACGUCGUCUGUUCGGAGACGAUCCUCCGGUCCGGUCUAUAGGCGUGACCCCCGGCAGCCCGAUGACAUCGCCGGCCAAGAGGUUGAUGUUCGGCUCCAGCAGCACUCUGAGGAUCGGAGCUCAGGGAGGCCAGACCACCGUCCUCAGUAUCCCGCUGCAAGGUGUGAAUAACGAGCGCACCAUCACACUGAUCCCGUUUCAGCCGUGUGACUCCUCCGGUACGAUCACGGCUCAGUUCCUGCUGACCUCGUCACCGAGCAGAGUCACCGCCCCCCCCACCACCGCUGACCCCCAGACGGGAACCGGACGACCGAGACGCACCGGAUCACUCGCUCUGUUCUUCAGGAAGGUGUACCACCUGGCCAGCGUGCGUCUCAGGGAUUUGUGCGUGAAGAUGGACAUCUCGUCGGAGCUCCGAGGGAAAAUCUGGACGUGUUUUGAGCAAUCGCUGGUCCACAGUACUGGUCUGAUGAGGAACCGACACCUGGACCAGCUGCUGCUGUGCAGCGUGUACAUCAUCUCCAAAAUCACCAAAGAGACUCACAGCUUCCACGACAUCAUGAAGUGUUACCGCAGCCAACCACAGGCCAGCAGCCAUGUGUACCGCAGUGUGCUGCUGCGUCACAGAGAGCAGGUGACUGAUGAGAACAUGGAGGUGGAUCCUGUUUCAGGAGGAGAAUCUGCAGAGAAAGCCAAUCAGGUCCCAGGACAGGCCGACUCCGACCAAUCAGGCGAGGAGGAACGCGGUGACCUCAUCCAGUUCUACAACAGCGUCUUCGUCCUGAAGAUGAAGAGCUUCGCACUGCGUUACGCAACCCAGGACAACCGGGCCGACGCCCCCCCCCCUGUCCCCGUUCCCGGUGGUCCGGUCUCAGCCUCUGUCUCCUCGCCGGGUGUCUCAGAGACACUCUCUCUACGUUUCUCCUCACAAGAACUCAGCCGGCUGCCUCACGCCGAACUCCUUCACCUACAGGAUCAACAGCAGCCCGUCUAAG
Anarrhichthys ocellatus (wolf-eel) is the source of this 1617-nucleotide messenger RNA. Its product is annotated as retinoblastoma-like protein 1. NCBI's taxonomy places the organism in Eukaryota, Metazoa, Chordata, Actinopteri, Perciformes, Anarhichadidae. Gene Ontology annotation, biological process: cell differentiation; negative regulation of G1/S transition of mitotic cell cycle; regulation of transcription by RNA polymerase II. Gene Ontology annotation, molecular function: RNA polymerase II transcription regulatory region sequence-specific DNA binding. The record is from RefSeq and is a predicted model, not a curated record. The transcript is spliced from 11 exons. Gene Ontology annotation, cellular component: transcription regulator complex; nucleus; chromatin. The annotation marks the transcript as partial.